This is a messenger RNA of Bursaphelenchus xylophilus (pine wood nematode), 1744 nucleotides long. Lineage: Eukaryota; Metazoa; Nematoda; Chromadorea; Rhabditida; Aphelenchoididae. The record is from the annotation of a GenBank genome assembly.
AUGAAAGCGCUUGAAAGGAAUUGCGGGUCAACCUGCGACUUCACCAUGGACAGAGCACAAUACAACUCCUCGAACGGGGUCGUCUUUUUCCCGUAUUAUAUGCGUGAGUGUUACAUUCAAAUAGAAACAUGGCAUUCCAGUAUUUGGAGUGUUUCAUAACUCAUAUUUUAGCCUAUUUCCACGCGACUUAUCCCAAACGAUACAGCGAGGAUCAAGUGUUCGUUAUGUGCGAGAGAGAACCGCCAACCAAAGACCUCCGAAUGGAGUGAGAAUUUCUAAACUUUUAUCGUUUUCUAUUGAUUAGUUUUAUAUUUUCACAAAUUGCAUGGAGAUCCUCUUAUGAAAAUAGUAUACUUUUAGAUUGCCUAACGAUUACUUCAACGCAACCUCCACUUUUCUGGCACAUUCGGACAUUCCGUUCCCAUAUGGACAUUACGAGAAAAAGGGAGAUACAGGAACGGUAAGCAACAAAAACUUUGUAGGUAUAUACUUAUAUCAAUCUGUCGAAAAAAUAACGUGGAUUUGUCGCGCUCUGAAAUCACCCAUCAUUGCUUUGCUACGGCUAGUCGCGGCUGGAGAUUUGGCGCGCGACUGUGGCAAGGCUUGACACAUUUGGUACAACAAAUCCACAUUAUUUUCCCGACAGACUGAUAGUCCCGCUUGGUCAAAAAGUAAUUUCAGAGGAUAGCAUUCUACAGAAACUUGAUGGCAGAGAUCAAAACAAAGACCAAAGGCGUUUUCAAAGUCUUUUCCCACUGCUAUACACCAAGCCGCAGAGAGAACAUCAUAACGGAGCUGCAAAAGUAAGACCCGCCUUUUGGGACCUGAGUUUGUCCUUAAGUCAUGUUUAAAAUACAUGAACUUUGUUUAAAAAACAUGACUUUGUAAAGGGUACAAGCCGCUGAAAAGUGCGGCCAUAUAAGCGAGCGAAGAUCAAAAAUCACUGUAUGCUGUUUUCAGCCACAUGGAGAUCGACCUGUUUGGACGCUGCAGCAACCGGACCUGCGACAAGGCCUGUUUCGCCGAGAACACGAAAAAAUACCGCUUCUAUUUGGCGUUUGAGAACUCGAACUGUGUUGAUUACAUUACCGAGAAGUUCUUUCAGUUCGACAAUUUGGUUCCGGUGGUGCUGAAGAAAGAGUACUAUCAGCAAUUCCCGGCCAAGUCAUACAUCGCUGUGGACGAUUUUAUGUGCGUUUCAGGUCAUUAGCAUUUUUUUGGGAAUGGUGAUGGGACGCGAAAAAAUGUCCAUGCACUUUGUAAAAAUACCAUUAGUUUGUCGGAAAAGUAAUGAGAACCCUGUUGCUGCGUAAUUGCUUCGCUAAAGUGAAAAACAACUUCAUUUUGCCGCGACACAAUUCAUUCUCGCGUGCGAUUUUCGCUGCGACAGAGUGAUCAUUAUUUUCCCGACAGACUGAAAAGAUUUAGCUUUGCAAUAGAAUUGGGCAAAUUUGAGCUGAAAACUUUCGAACCGACAUCUUUUAGAAAUUUGAAAAGUCUGGCCACAUACCUCACCUAUCUCAUGGAAAACGACGACGCCUACGCCCAACAUCUGAUGUGGAAGUACGAGUAUCGCAGGAAAAUGGUCGACCCAAGCGAAAGGAUUUGCGCAAUUUGCGAUUACAUUGCGCAGAACCGAGUCAAGAAGUCCUAUAAAAACAUGAAGGAGUACUGGAAUCACGCGACAACUUGUGAUAUUUUCUUCACUGAAAAUGUACUGAAAAGAAAUGAAGCUUUGACAUAA